Messenger RNA from Acanthaster planci (crown-of-thorns starfish), 3897 nucleotides. Its product is annotated as mRNA decay activator protein ZFP36L1-like. The record is from RefSeq and is a predicted model, not a curated record. NCBI's taxonomy places the organism in Eukaryota, Metazoa, Echinodermata, Asteroidea, Valvatida, Acanthasteridae. Gene Ontology annotation, molecular function: mRNA binding; metal ion binding.
GCGCCAAAAAUACACGUGUGUCCAGCUUUCGAGCUAAACAGAACUUUAACAGGCGAUGCGCGCUUGUGCAAUACAGCGGGCGAAGUUUCAUUCUUCAGAAUAACUUGUGCCCAAAGUUGGCCCCGAAUCUCACAUAAAAAUACCAUAUACAGACGGAGGUUGGAUCCUGAUUAGCCCGAAUUCCGUCAGACCAUGCGAGUUGUCUCGGCCUAGUCACGCUGAUUGACACAACCACGUGAGUUCGGUGACUUUAGGCACGCCUCCCACCAUUCAUUAGUCACUUCGGCAAACAACACAGCAAAUACUGCCAGCACACUACGGCCUUGGUUGAGCCAAUCGAACGCACUUCCCUUGCCGAGUUCCUGAACGCUGAAAAGGGAGUCCAACUUCGACAGAAGCGGUAGUUUCUCUCAAAACUCAGCGACAGGAAUUAGGAUGCGUGACAACAUGUCGACAGCCCUGGUAUCGGCGAAUGUGUCUGCCUAUGACUAUGUCAGUGAUGUCCUCUGCAACAAUUACAAGAACCCACCGCCCACUACCCGCACACUACUGAAACUCGACAAGAGGGCAGUGGGAACUCCGAUUCAUGGCAGUCGGAGACAUUCCACGAGUUCGGCAAAUAUCGUCAACGGGAACGGCCUGAACGUCAACGCCAAUGCUAACGAUCCGGGGAAACUACGAGACCGUGCCAUGAGCGAGAGCGAUCGGAACCAGCGAACCCAAACAAGCCGGUACAAGACAGAACUGUGCCGUCCCUUCGAGGAGAACGGAACAUGCAAAUACGGGGACAAGUGCCAGUUCGCCCACGGGUUGCAUGAACUGAGAAAUCUGUCUCGUCACCCCAAAUACAAGUCAGAGCUCUGCCGCACUUUCCACACGGUGGGGUUCUGCCCCUACGGACCUCGCUGUCAUUUUAUUCACAAUCCUGAGGAGCGUAAGCUUGGGGUGGCAAAUGCAGAGCAGCAGGCAAAACCUCCGCGCGACCGCACUGUUGAGAGGCCCAAGUUGUUGCACUUUCCUAGUGCCCCACUCGGCUCCACAUGUGGAGGGGAUCUGACACCACCCAGCGACAGCCCAACUUCCAUGACGCCCCCUCCUUCACUGUUUGGGGAUGACAUUACAUCCAACAUGCCCCUCAGCGCCAGUGUCCUCCAAUCUGCUAUGAAUGUGUUCAACUUUGCUCAGCGCCAGCAGGAGUUGCCUGCUGUGAUGUCACCCAUCUUGUCGCCCACCAUCGGCGGCAUCAGCAGCCCCUUUGGGUCCGGCCCCUUGUCACCAUUCACUCCCUUGCAGCAGCUGAGCACGGAAAAUGAUCAGCAAUCUCAACCUAGCUUCCCGCCACCCUUGACCUGUCACAGUCAGGAUAGCGGCGUCUUCUUCUCUGAGAAUCUAAAUGACUUUUCCCGCAACACUUUCCGACCACCUUCGCCCCCGGACUCCCUCUCUGAUCCCGAGUCCCUCGGAGAGUCGAUGGGUCCAGCAUCACCAACUCUCGUCCCAAGCCUUCCCUCUGUUCCUAUCAAUGCUCUUCCUAAGACCUGUCCCUCUUCAAGUCCCAUGGCCAAUCAGCGGGUUGGCCGCCUUCCCAUCUUCCGUGGCAUGUCUCAUGAAGAACGGUUCUAAAUAUGCGCAAGCAAGGAUGGUCCCACCUUGAUUAAAAAAAGGGACAAGUAACAGCUCAUGGACAUGACCCCCCCUUACUAGUUCUUAUUCCAGUGACAUGAUCUGAGUGUCUUCCUUUUUGUAUGGUCCUGAUUAUUCCAUAAUCAAAGGAUUUGUAUAAAAUAGUUUUGAUUGUAUUUUAUUAUAAGAUAUUUGAAGUUAUCUGAAUUAACAUGACAUCUGUUGAUAUUUCCAUACUCCAGGAGUUAUUACUAUUUAUAUGAAAAAAAGUAGUCAGUCGGGGCUGUUAUUUAAUUUUUUUUCUGCACUCGGAACACUUAGCCUUGAAACUGACCAUGCAAGUCAAUCUUGCUAAACCUUGUCCUUACUUAUUUAAUUGUCAUUUCUUUGUAUUUUUGAAAUUUUGUACUAUUCAAUGCUGAGCAUAGUGAGUGGUUUGCCGAUAGUUGAAACUGAAGCAUCAUUGCAGAAGUGCAGCCCCUUCCUACUAAGUAUUUAAGUUAUCCAUCUUAUUUAUUUGAAAACAUUAUAUGCAUUUUGGUGAAUUUAUAAUGCCCGUAUUUAUCAGGUUUUAUGAUGAUUAGAUAUAUUAUAUAUUAUUAUUGUGAUGUGACGCUUGUGUUUUAAAUUAUGAAGAACGUAAAAUGUUUUGUCUUUGAUGCCAUCUUGGUAUGAAGAGUACUUAAGUCUUGUGUUUGGAUACAGUAUUUGUCUUCCUUUACUUGAUUUCCUCAGAUUGAGAUGAAUUUUAUGGUUUAGCCUUGUUUGUAAUCUCAUGGACUAUGACGUAGUUGAUGUACGACGUUUGUAUAUACACCUGACAAGCCAGAUUUAAAAAACAAAAAUAUUUUAACUUAAAUACUGUUCAAGAACAGUGUAUGAGAACUUGUGUCUAAGGUGGAUCUCUGUAUAUAAACGCGUUAUCCACUUAGUAACAGUUCGAUCACAUUUGUUUCAUGCAGUUGAAUUUUUUACGCAGAACUUAUUCACCCCUGUUUGUGCAAAAAAGUUUUAAAACAGAAAAGGAAAAAAAAGUGAAGUUUUAUAAAAAUCAAAUGUUUGUGCCACGUUAUGGUAAGCAACUCGUGCAAAAUUCGACAGUAGAUCGACUGUGCAAAAGUAUCAGCAUGCGUUUGUACUUGGCGUACUUACAGUGUUGAACAGAAUUUAACGACUUACAAGUAGACUUAGUAAUUUAAGAUUGCAUACUUUAUGCAGCAACGUUUGAUGUGUUUUGGUUUUAGUCCAUAGGUUUAUUCCUGGAAAGGUUUCAUCUUGACGACUUGUGUUAAGAGCAGUUGUGGUUAUCAAACAUUUGUUAAUAUAAAAUUGAGAAGUUUGUGACAACUAAAUUACUGUUUCAUUGGGAACCUACUCACUUUCAGUGUCAAAUCAUUGAGACAUUAUUCCUGUUCAGACGUAUGUUUCUCUGAAAUGUAUCUUCAAUAAUGAAUUUUUAGUUUGUAGUUUAAUCAGCUUUGGCAAAGCAUUUUUUCUUCUGAUAAUUAAACAAAUUCCAACAUGGUAAAGACACGUUUUGCUUCCCAUCAAAAUUACAUUCCGUGAGCAUUUUUAAUUUGUUAAUCUUGAGACAUUCACAUCUCGUAUUUUUAUUCCAACGCUAGCGUUUUGUGUUUAACCUAUGAAGCCUUAAUGAGCUAUGCAAAAAAUCCUUCACCAUCUUCCUGCAUACACACACUGCCGCACGGCUAGGGCCAUGCAAUAUGUGUAAAUGUUAAUAUUGUAUUGUACUUAGUUUUAAAUUUAUUUAAGAUGAAUUCUAAGUGUUGACAUUUUGACAUGUCGAUUAUUACUAAAAUUGUGUCUUGGCAUACACUGUAAGUGCCUUAAAAAAGUUUGAUAACGCCAAAUGUUGCCUGUUUUACUACUUUUUCCAAGGCUUAGUUACGAAAACAAAAAUUCAAGAUCAUUUUCCAGAGUGCCUUACCGUUAAAACACCUGAAUGAAGGAAGGCUCUGUUUUCCAGUGCAACUAUUUUUCUAUAAACUACGAGUAUUUCCUAUUUUCGAUGCUAAAUCAAGCUUACACAGGUUAUCAAAAUAUUUUCAGCUAAGGUCAAAGAAACUGUUUUUCCCACGUGUUUUUCUACGACAUUUUGGCUUUUCGCCCGGUGCGGUGAUCACCUAUUCGGCUUUUCAAUGAAAUUCACUCAGUCGUUUGUAACGUACAAUUAUAUAUUUGUGUGUUAAGCAUAUUGUGUUGAGUAUGAGAUAAUGUUAAAUUAAAAGCGCAAAAAUAGAAAAAAAGAAAGUA